This is a messenger RNA of Uloborus diversus, 766 nucleotides long. RefSeq names its product M-phase phosphoprotein 6-like (gene Mpp6). Bases 199 to 693 code for a protein of 164 amino acids. NCBI's taxonomy places the organism in Eukaryota, Metazoa, Arthropoda, Arachnida, Araneae, Uloboridae. The record is from RefSeq and is a predicted model, not a curated record. Gene Ontology annotation, biological process: maturation of 5.8S rRNA. The transcript is spliced from 5 exons.
GGGUGCGUGAGAAACGUGAGCAAGAUUUUUCCCCAGCUAGGCUGAAGAUUUAUAUGAUUCUGACAAGUCUUUUCAAGUACUUGUUUCUCCUACUACAACCUUUUAAUUGUAGUCGCGAUUUCCUGGGGAACGUUUAAUUUUUUCUUGUUCUCCAGAUACUUGAUCAUCUUUUCAUCGUUCUUCUAAAAACUUACAGUCAUGUCUCAAAGGGACUACAAAACGACAAAUUUGUCCAGCACUCUUUUAAAUUUGAAGUUCAUGAAAAAAAGCAAAGAAAAAUGUGAAAACGAUGCUGAAGAAGAAAAACGGAAAAUUCUUUUCGACAGUGAAAUUCCGGAUGAUCUCAUUAGAGGAGGGGAUUUGUGCAUAAUGGAACCCAGUUUUGUUCCCUGCUUGCAAUUAUGGAAUGGAAGACUUUCUUUCAAAGGAAUGAAUCCUGAAAUUGAGAAAUUAAUGGUUGAGGAUGAAAUGAAAGACAUGGACAAAUUCAAGAAAAUGGAUGGAGUUUCAGACAGUGAGAUGGUACAAAGAUAUACUUCACUAAUUGGCACUGUGCAAAAAAAAUUCACACCAAAACGCAAAAGAAAUGUUGAGCCUGAAGAUGAUGUCAUCUGUUGUUCAACCCCUGAAGCAGCGUCUUUCAAAAAUAAAGACAAGCGCCCAAAAUUUAGGAAGCCUCAAGAAAAUUUUUAGCAAUGUUUCGUAAGACUAAUAUGUAGUUACAUUUUGUACAUAUUAUUGGUUGAUUUUUUAUUUAUAAAAAUAA